UUGUCUAAAGUGAACAGUUAGCUGAAUUAACGCUAGCUGCGGUUAGCUGCGGCUCACCUCACCAUAAAGUAGCGUUUAAAGUCUCAGCUCUGGCGUCAGAAUAUAACUUUUUCUGUAACAUAACGCAGGACAACGCCUGCAGAGGGAAGUCUGACCUCACUGACGGUAGAUGGCACGCUUGCGCUGUGUUUUCCUGCACUUGUUCUCCCUGUUGUCCAUGGAUGGGAGCUAGGUUAGCUUAGCUCAUUUAAACUCUCCUGAGUGUGUCAGUGUGUCUCGGUUUGAAUCAUGAAGUAGGGUACGGACUGAAGUGCUGCGUUGGAAAACAGUGGGAACCCUCAGCGUGUCCAACACAACUAGCGCUUCAUCAAAAAGUGAUUCUUCUGAAGGUAAAACGGUUACAAAAGAUGAAGUAUGUGUAACGUAAACCUGGGAUAUAGCUGCGUGCCACCCCGAGGAAGCCUUGUUCGUGUUCACCGGUUUAUCCAGAAGUUGCAUUUUCCAGUACCAUGGAUACUGAGGGAUAUAAAAGUGAGCCACACUAUACAGAAGCAGAGAGCCUUUGGCAUGUGAUGCAGAAAUCCGGAGAUCUGGAUCCAAGGAGCAGAGAUGGUGAGGGCUGGAAGCUGGUGGAUGUGUUUCUUUCUGGAGGAGCACCCUGGGGAUUUACACUCAGAGGGGGACUGGAGCACCGAGAACCUCUGCUCAUCACCAAGGUUGAGGAGGGCAGCAAGGCGGCAGCUGUGAGUCUCCAGGUGGGAGACGAGCUUGUCAACAUCAACGAGAUUCCCCUCAGUGGCUACAGACAGGAGGCAAUCUGCCUAGUGAAAGGCUCCCACAAGACCCUCAGUCUGGUGGUGAAAAGGCGGAAUGAACCCAUAAGCAGGCCUCACUCCUGGCACUCCACCAAGUUCAACGAAAGCCAAUCAGAGACUGCCAAAACGCAGUCUCCUCCCACGCCGGUCUGGCACACCAGAUAUGAUGCAAGCUCAUCCUCAACUGAUCUCUCCUCUGGCUGGGAGCAGACCAACCUGCGCAGAGUCUCCGACCAGUUUAGUUCUCUCGGCAGUAUGGACAGUCUAGAACAUGUCUCACACCCAUACCCAGCGGGUCAGCUGUCACCUGCCAAGUCCAACAACAGUAUGGAGCAUCUUGGAGGAGGAAAACGAGACUCAGCCUACAGCUCCUUCUCCACCAGUUCUGGCACACCAGACUAUACCCUCUCAAAGAGCAAUGCUGCCUCGACAGAGAACAUGCACUAUAAGUUCAGUCAGUGGGAUGCAGGAGGAAAGCACAACAAUAGCAGAAACAGCCAGAGCCUGACUGAGGGAGUCAAACAGGACGAUAGAGUGGCGUACUUCCAGAUUCCAGGUGUUAGUGCAGGCUGCGAGGGUCCACAGGCUGAGGACUUGGCUGGCACCCGCCAUUCCACUUCAAGUAGAAGCAGCUUUGGACCUGUUUGGCAUGUCCCUGAAAAAAAGAAGACUGCUUCCCCCUCUCCUCCCCCUCCCCCUCCACCUGCACGCAGUGACAGUUUUGCUGCGACUAAGGUUCAUGAAAGGGGGCUGGUCAUAGCUCACCCUGAAGGACCUGAAUUACAUGCCCCCUGUAAGGCCUCCACUGAAAAUCGCCGCAGCCACAACCUAUCCCCGAAGAAUGACAGCGACAGUUUUUACACUUCAUCUGAUAAAUCAAAUAAUAACCAGUUCAACUCAAACAACCAGUACUCCUUGUCCAGCAGUGAUGUCCAUCAAGGCCAGCCCUACCAUCACAGACACCAUAGUGACAAAAGCACUUUUUAUUCUCAGCCCUGGGCUACGUCCGUACCAAAGCCACAGAACGUAGGUGGCUACUAUUGUAGCAUGCAGGAACUGCCUACUAAUGGUUCUGCACAACACCUUGGUCAGAACCAGAGAAGGAACUUAAGCACCUCCCUGUCAACCACAGCCACUGACCAAAACACUGACGGCAGUGGACAAAACCGAUACUACUGUGUCACAACAUGUCAGCCUGUGCAGCCUAACCCCCAGCCCUUGUCAGGAAAAUCCGAGGACAGGAAAAGUGUCACAGGUAUAGACUUGGCACAGACUGGAAAUGAGCAGAACUCUCUUAGCCCACAAACAGUCACCAAAGUGAAGUAUCAUCUGCCCCAACAGCAGCAACACUCCUCACACAUUAAAGACAGUAACGGAUACAGCAAGCACCAAGUUACUACUGUGUUAGAAACCUCUGUACCUAAAUCCAGCUCUGAUGAUAGGGGAGGCCAGAGAGGACACAGCAGACAGUCUGAACAGCGGAGGUCUCUCCCACUGCAGCAUCGAGAGUUACCCCAAGACAUCAGACAUCACAACCAGGUGAGCAACAAGAUCUGCCCCCAGGCAACCCCCAUGCUUCACUCUCUAUCUAUGGAUGCCGCUGGCCAAGAGCGAAGAGGCCCAAACUCUGAGGAGUUCCUUGAAAGCAUGCAGAUGAAACGCAGUGACCGCUUUGCCACCACGUUAAGGAAUGAAAUCCAGAUGAGAAAAGCCAAGCUGCAAAAGAGUAAGAGUGCAGCUACCCUUCCUGGUACUGAAGGUGAGGCUGAGAACGAUCAGCAUAUCUGGAAGUCCACUGAAAACACCACCCCGACUGCUGAUGGCUCCUUCACCAACACCUACAAGGUUAAUCUGAAGGAAGCACAAGCAAGGGUGCUCAAGGCUACAUCAUUCAGGAGAAAAGACCUGGAGCCUGUCUUACUGGAGCACCCUGCAGCUGAAGCCUUACCUAACUACCCAUCCUCAGCACUGACCCGUAAAGAUGUCACCCCUCUGCCAACGGUCUCAGAGUCUGUAAUGAGUAAAAUGGGGCCUGCCAGUGGUCAAGUAACUCGCAUUGGUGGUCGGAAGCGUUUUCCUGCAGAAAAGAAGGUGAGGUCUUUCUCUGAGCCAGACAAAAUCCAUGAAGUUGGCGUGAAGGAAGAUCUCCCUCAAAAUGAAUAUGCAAGUUCCUCACUAGACCAGCAGAAGCUGUUUAAAGAAAGUGGGAGACCAGCUUUCCCCCAUCACAUUCCCCCUCAGAGCUAUGCCGAGAACCCCACAGAGACCAAGGCUCGAGGUCUUGGCACAACCAGCGAAACAGAGGACACAAUGAAAGGCAUCAGGAGCAGAGAAUACACUGACGAGGUCCAGGGAGGUCUUUACUCUGCACACAAGCUGUCCCUCUUAGACCAGCAAAGACUGGGCACCUUCGCUGAGUAUGAGGCAAAGUGGAAUAUACAGAAAAAACCUCCAGAAACAAGAGCCUCUGGACGGUACCGCUCAGCUGAUAACAUCCUGGAUCCAGGACCAGAGGAGAGAACCAAAACCACCUGUUUCCAUGAGCGAUCUCGAUCAUCUCCUUCAGCUGAUAUGUACGGACAGAAGAUUCAAGUUCCUGCAAGAAAGUCAGAGACAGAAUAUUCCCACACAGAGAGUAAACCUGCUGAACCGCUCAACGCCGCUACAGGGUUCUCUGACAGAGGGCCUGGUGACUGUAAAGUGAGAGAAAAGCCUGUGGAGUUCGAGCAUUUCUCAGCGCCACCCCCUCCGCCCAUGACAGGAACCAACCCUGACUGCAGACACAGAGCUGCCUCUGCCACCGUGAACCACAGACCCACAUCAAUCUCUCAUAGUCUCACAGAGUCUGCCCUCCCUCAGGCUGAGGACCACGGAGCGAGGAGGAAGCCCUCUGCACUGGAGAAGCAUCCCCCACCCAGAUGCCCGGAGGUCGACUCCCACGAGCCCUUCACCGGUUCCCAGAGUGAAAUCUUCACCCACUGCUCCCCGAACGCUGACCCUAGCUCCGCCUUUGUCCCCACCCACGCUGCAAAGGGAGAUUCUGAGCAGGGCAAAGGACUUGUGGACAAAGGACAAGGGGCAGUACAUCAUCUAUCAACAUCCAAUCCUCAGCCUGCCUCCUCUCUCCCAGCUUCCUCCCACAGACCUUCAGGGCUGGCUACUAUGGAGGGGCAGCGCUCUCCAUCUCCACAGUUUUCUCCACAGAGACUCAGUGACAAGCCCCCAGUCUCUCUACAGGAUGAACACUCAAGCAGGAUGGAGCAUGUGAUAGAAAACCAAACAUCUGCAGGGAAGAAAGUGCCCAUCAGGAUUGUCCACUCAGAGGGAGUCACAGAGAAGGAGAAUUGUCCAUUUUUGCAGCACAGUGACCCCCCUGCUGUUGAGGCUGAGGGUCUUGGUGUAACCAGGCUCGGCAGUCUGGGAGCUGCAGGUCAGGACUCGGUCUUCUGUGCCUUCACUCGGCAGAGGGAGCCCGACAGUACGCCGGGCGCUCAGACGGACCCAAAGCCCCAGACAGACACAUACAUGAGUACUGUUAGAGAUCACAUCAACUCUAACAGUCAGCAGCCGCCGCAAACCACAGACGAGCCCAGCAGCACCAGGGCGACAGUAACCACAGGACUGUAUGAGGAUCAGAAGAGGGAGGAGCUGGCCAGGGACAUCAUGGGGAAGGAUAAAUCACUAGCUGAUAUUUUGGACCAGAGCAAGAUGAAGACCACCAUGGACUUGAUGGAGGGCAUCUUCCCACAGGGGGAGCAGCUGUUGGAAGGAGCUCACCAGCGCAGGAAGGUGCCCCCGAAACAGAGCCGGCCUGCUGAGGAAAGGGAAAAGGAGGACAGUAUGGCAACAGCUGUCGCCAUGGUGACCAGCUCUACAUAUUACAGCACAUCUGCUCCAAAGGCUGAGCUCCUUAUUAAGAUGAAGGACAUGCAGGAACAGGAGGAGGAGGAAGACUCUGAAGACGAACUGGACAUUGAUCUGGCAAACAAGAAGCAAGAGCUGAUCGACAGCCUCAGCAAGAAGCUUCAGGUGUUGCGGGAAGCCCGGGAGAGUCUUCAGGAGGACAUCCUUGACAACAACGCUCUGGGAGACGAGGUGGAGGUCCAAGUCCAGCAGGUCUGCAAACCCAACGAGCUGGACAAGUUCAGGAUGUUUGUCGGGGACCUGGACAAGGUGGUGAGCCUGCUGCUAUCCCUGUCGGGCCGUCUGGCCAGAGUGGAGAACGCCCUCAACAGUCUGGAGGAGGAUGCUACUGCUGAGGAGCGGCGCACGUUGAUUGAGAAGAGGAAGCUGUUGAUCCGACAGCACGAGGAUGCGAAGGAGCUGAAGGAGAACCUGGACCGUCGGGAGCGUGUGGUUUAUGACAUCCUGGGCAACUACCUGCAGGAGGACACCCUGACAGACUACGAGCACUUUGUCAAAAUGAAGUCAGCGCUCAUCAUCGAGCAGCGCAAGCUUGAGGACAAAAUCAAACUGGGAGAGGAGCAGCUCAAGUGUCUGAUGGACAGUCUGCCGAUAGAGCAGAGGCUGGCCUUUUGAAGGUGUUGGACACCCAUGAACUCUGACGACUAAGACUAGGUAUGUUGCUCCGAGUUGCAGUUGAGCCUCGUGUCCAGCAGAAGGAGACAGAGGAUCCGGCAAAGACAAACUGCCUGUUCUGACAUUUUUUCAAUUCUGUGGUGAAGGCUCAUUCGAGCACGUCUUACUACUUUACACCCUGGACUGCCGUAGCGCCUCCUGGACUGACAGCAUCCGAAAGGAACUCCCUUGUUAAAGAUGCUGCUUUUCCUGGUACCAACCAACCACUGUAUCCGAUGUCUUUCAUGCCAUUUUUGCUUUGUUUUUUUUUUUUUAUUGUUUUUUUGUUUUUUUGUUAGUAAUUUAUUGUAGCCUUUUGAAUCUGCACAGGAGGGGACAGUAUUUUAUCUUCAACUGAUCUGAGCAGUCACGCUACCUGAUGUGUUGAGCAACUAGGAGUAUUUAUCAUGUUUUAUGUUUCAAUAAUUUCACACUCUGAAAGCGUUUUCACAUGAUCCAUAAAAUCUGGCCCAACAUUUCAAUAAACAUAAAGGUUUUUGUUAACAUUUAUAUAUAAACUAGUGGCCUUUUUACUAAGAUUUUUGUGCCCUCGCUUUCCUCCCUCAAGAAGCUUUUCUUCUGCAGUAAACGGAAGGUAAAGAUGGUGGGAUGUUAGCGAAUGUACCUGUGAAGAGAAAGUGUGCAGAUACUGGUCAUUUUUUAAAGAGCACUUGUUCAACUUCACUAAACAGAGGAACAGUAGCACUUCACAUUCAGACUUUAACUCAAGUGAAAUCUACAUUUGAAGUGCCUGGGGAGUCACACCCACCCAUGUCACUGCGAACACUGUCUUUUACUCCACGUCUGCAUGUUUUGUCCCAUCAGCGCUGCUCUGUUUUAUUCACAGGAAAAAAAAACUUGUUUAGAUUAUGAUAUUGCCACUUAUAAGUUGACCAAGUGUUUCUGUAUUUUGUCUUAUUGCUUCACUGUGUUUUGUUAUUCACGGUGCAGAUGUUGAAUGCAUAGUUACCACAGUUGUUACUUGACUUCAAGUGAAAUUUCAUCACUAAAAAUUGUUGUUUAGGUUGAUCAUUUUGCAACCAAAUAUCAAAUUAAAUCAUUGCAAAGCA
Morone saxatilis (striped sea-bass) is the source of this 6463-nucleotide messenger RNA. It is a transcript of the gene shroom2a, whose product is annotated as shroom family member 2a. The transcript has 11 exons. Bases 510 to 5354 code for a protein of 1614 amino acids. Gene Ontology annotation, biological process: actin filament organization. Gene Ontology annotation, cellular component: apical junction complex; apical plasma membrane; adherens junction. NCBI's taxonomy places the organism in Eukaryota, Metazoa, Chordata, Actinopteri, Moronidae. Gene Ontology annotation, molecular function: actin filament binding. The record is from RefSeq and is a predicted model, not a curated record.